UGUCUGUCUCUGUCUCUCUCUGUCUUUAUUCUAAAGGGUUUUUUUUCUGUUUUGUUGUUUUUAAGGCACAGCAUUGUAAACAUUCACUUACUAAUGAUCAGUGUUCUCUAAUUCUAGCUCACAAACCAUUAAAUUCCUUGUUUGUAGUCUAUUGCACAAGGUCUCUACACAAUGCAAUGAUCAGGUUUGCUAGUUCUGAUCCAUGACUCUUAUCCAUGUACAUGUACAUAGAGAAGCAGUGGUCCAGAUGAAUCUUGAAUGUUGUCAUCUGCUAAACAGGAUAAUAACUUACCUGCAGAAGACCAAGAGAUGGAUCCUACAAAGGGAGAUGAUACCCCUUUUGAAAAACCCAGUAAUGAAGAUGUGAUGAAAACAAAUGAUAAAUGUUUUCCUAAAGUUGCUAGAAGAGGACGAAAGAGAAAGGCUGAAAAACAAACUGAAGCUGAAGAAGCUGCAGCAGCAGCAACUGCAGUCGCUGUGGCUCCAAAAAUAAGCCCAAAAAGAGGAAGACCAGCAGGGAAAGUGAUGGAAGCUCCAUGA
Messenger RNA from Struthio camelus australis, 540 nucleotides. NCBI's taxonomy places the organism in Eukaryota, Metazoa, Chordata, Aves, Struthioniformes, Struthionidae. The record is from RefSeq and is a predicted model, not a curated record.